CAUCAAUAUUGUGAUAUUCACAAAGUAUAAUAUAGAAUGAUACCUCGCAUUUCUUGGAGGGUUCUCUCAAGAAGAUAAGCAUAAGAUAACCUACUUCUUCUCCCACCAACCCCCCAUCUUUCUUUCUUUCACGCUUCAAAUUAACUACCCAUUCUUUUUCCAAUCUUUUUCAUCAACAGACUAAAAACUCAUAAUUAAAAUACUGAAUCUAAAUUAGCCAAAGAUUGCAACAACAGAGCCAAAGAAUGGCAGGUUGGGCAGCAUCAAAUAAUAACAAGAAGUUAAAUCCUGGAGCUUUGGAUGAGAACGAUAUAUUGAUGGGUGCUUUGCUUGCUCGAAAAUCAAGUAUUGAUCUAUUGCAGAACUGUGAUCUUCCUCCACCACUAAAGGUGUUUUCUGGGUCAGAUAGGACAAUCAGAUCGUCUAUGAACAGGGUUUUUAGCAUGAUGGGAAAAGAAGAGGAAAACAAUGAGUUUGAUAUACAUGGAAGUGUUGGUGGUGGUGAGAAUGGGAAGUUGGAGAUUCUGAAGGCAUUAAGAUUGUCACAAACAAGAGCAAGAGAAGCAGAGAAGAAAGCUGCAAGUUUGGCUAAGGAGAACGAUUGUAUUUCUAAUGCUCUGUUGAGGGAAUCCAUGCAACUAUUUGCAUAUCGUCAAUGGGUUAGGUUACUUGAGGUUCAAGUAAUGAAGUUGCAAUCAGAAGGGAAACAUCAAGGAAAUAGAUGGUGUUGCAGCUGUGGAGGAAGACUUGAAGGGGUUAAAAAAUUGUUGAAAGACGGAGAGGAUUGUGGAAGCGGUGAUGGCGGCGGCGGGGUGUGCUGGAUUUUGGCAUGGGCAUUUUGUAUAGGGAUUGCUGGUGUGAGACUGGCUUUUGGAUGUAGAUAUUUGUUUUGAGUUGGAUAUAUACAUAAUAGUAUUUGAUCUGUGUCAAUGAUUUUUGGCAUGGUUCAUGGAAAGAGAACAUUUUGUAAAGAUAAUAGAUGGGGAGAAAGGGUUAUUUAGAUGAUCAAAUUUUACAUUGUAGUUAUGUUUAUUAUUCAUGGAAAAUCCUGAAGAAUUUUAUACAGUGAAUUUACAAAGA
Ricinus communis (castor bean) is the source of this 1080-nucleotide messenger RNA. RefSeq lists its product as uncharacterized. The transcript has a single exon. The record is from RefSeq and is a predicted model, not a curated record. Lineage: Eukaryota; Viridiplantae; Streptophyta; Magnoliopsida; Malpighiales; Euphorbiaceae. The coding region runs from base 246 to 893 and encodes 215 amino acids.